Chrysoperla carnea is the source of this 1532-nucleotide messenger RNA. RefSeq names its product ubiquitin-conjugating enzyme E2 L3. The coding region runs from base 207 to 677 and encodes 156 amino acids. The record is from RefSeq and is a predicted model, not a curated record. NCBI's taxonomy places the organism in Eukaryota, Metazoa, Arthropoda, Insecta, Neuroptera, Chrysopidae. The transcript is spliced from 4 exons.
UAGAGGUAGGAUUUUCCUUAAAUGGGUGGUGAUAUUGGACUCGAUAGAAUAAAUGUCAGCAUAAAGUUGACGAUAAUUUAGAAUUUUUCAAUUAUAUACUUUAGAAAAUUUAAUAAACUUUUGUGAUAUUAAUUUUCUGUAUUUAUUUAAGUUUCAUUUUUUAAUUUAAUUUACGUCAAAAUUUUUAGUUUGUAUAAAUAUUUAAAAUGGCUGCAACACGAAGAUUGCAAAAGGAACUUGGAGAUAUCAGAAAUUCUGGUUUAAAAUCAUUUAGGGAUAUACAUGUCGAUGAAACAAAUAUUUUAACAUGGCAAGGUUUGAUUGUUCCCGACAAUCCACCGUACAACAAAGGUGCCUUUAAAAUUGAAAUAAACUUCCCAGCCGAAUAUCCAUUUAAACCCCCAAAGAUAAAUUUUAAAACUAAAAUUUAUCAUCCAAAUAUAGAUGAAAAAGGUCAAGUAUGUUUACCAAUACUUAGCGCUGAAAAUUGGAAACCAGCAACUAAAACUGAUCAAGUAAUUCAAGCUUUGGUAGCAUUAGUAAAUGAUCCAGAACCGGAACAUCCAUUAAGAGCCGAUUUAGCUGAAGAAUUUUUAAAAGAUCGAAAAAAAUUUUCUAAAAAUGCUGAAGAAUUUACAAAAAAAUAUAGUGAAAAACGACCUCCUGGAUCUGAUUAGACAAUAAAUAAAUAAAAAACAAAAAAAGUAAAAAUUAAAACUUAAAAAAAAAGUUUGAUAUUAAUUGUAUUAUAAAUAGGCGGGUCCCCUUUUUGAUUCAAAAAAUGAUUGUGGUUCAGCAGCAAACAGCUCAUUCAGCUAGCGAAAUAUUAAUUUUAUAAAACACGUUAAUUAGUUUAUAGAGAAACAACAAAAAAAGCCGUUUUUUUUUUAUUCUCGAUUUUUCAAUCCUGAAUCUGAUAACAAUAUUUCACUUAUUUUAUAAACUCCAAUAGUCUUGAUAGAUUUCGUUGCCAUUUUUUUCCAUUUUCCGUUUUUAUUUUUACAUAAAUGUUAUUUUUCGUUGUUGCAUUUAUAUGUAUUUAAAAAAACCAAAAUAAAGUCUCUUAAUAACUCAUGGUGGUAAUUGAAGAUGUUUUUUUAUGAAGCGAAUUUUUCGAACAAUUUUCUUAUUUUGAAUGUUUUAUGAAAAAUAAUUAUUUACAUUUAAAGUCGGGUUUAAGCAGGACAAUUUGAUCAUGCCCGAAAAAUGCGAACCAUUAUAAAUUACUCUAAUUAUUCUAAUACUAUUAAUUUUGUUGAGCGGUAUAAUAAUCGGCCCUUUUAAUUCGUUGCAUGAAAAAGCAUCUUGUAGGAUAUAGAAGCGUUAUUUCGGCCAUCAAACAUCAAACAAUGGUCGUUUUUCAGAAUGUAUACAUAAUUUAUGUGUAGAGAAUGGACAGUAAAUCAACAAAAGUUAAAGAAUGAAAAACGUUGAUUUACGAGAGUUUUAAUUUUAAGAAAUAAUAAUUAUUUAAAUGUAAAAUUGGGCUUAAACAGGACAAUUUGAAGAGCCGCAUAAAAAUGCGAACCAUU